CCGGGUAGCCCGUGGUAACACCUAGUCUGCGGAAGUGGAGACGAGCUGGCAGGCGGCUGACACAGGAGAGAAGAAGUACCUUCGUCUCAGGGGAGAUACAGAAAAGGGCAAGAAAAAAGGUUUUAUACUGCGGGGGGGACAAGGUGGACUACAUCUAAGUCUCCGGGACUGAAAGUUGUGGAACCCUAAUUUGUGACAUCGGGUGUUUUUUGGUAAGCAGCCAUUUAUGACUCUGGAAGAUUGGGACUGACAGGAAGCCCCUUCUGAGAUUUUAACAAAGUUCUCGAACAACACCUAUACCAUGGACAUAAAGCUGGAUCCUUCCCGAGAUGACCUGCCUCUCAUGGCCAACACCAGCCACAUACUUGUGAAGCACUAUGUACUGGAUUUAGAUGUGGAUUUCGAAAGUCAAAUAAUUGAGGGCACCAUAGUGCUUUUCUUCGAGUCUGGAAAUAAAUUCAAGAAACAGAGUAGUUCCACCGAGGAAACCUACCCAUCAGAGUCAAACGAAGCCUGCAAACUUAGGACGCCUGAACCCUGCCAUAUUCCUGUAACAAAUACAAGGACCGUCUCAUCUAAAAUGGGAUAUAAUGAUUUUGUAAUCUGUGGUAAAGGUGAAAAAGAUACGUCUGGUAAAGAUGGUAACCAUGACAACCAGGAACAGGCUUCUGGGAUUUCUAGCUCAAAGUACUGCUGUGACACAGGGAAUCAUGGGAGUGAGGAUUUUUUGCUAGUGUUGGACUGCUGUGAUUUAUCUGUGUUAAAGGUUGAGGAGGUGGAUGUUGCUGCUGUGCCAGGUAUUGAAAAAUUUACAAGGUCUCCCAAGCUCAGGAAUCAGAUUGUACGUGAACUCGUGGCUCUGCCUGCAGAUCGUUGGAGGGAGCAGUUAGACUAUUAUGCUCGCUGCAGCCAGGCUCCUGGUUGUGGGGAACUCCUGUUUGACAUUGACACUUGGAGCUUACAGAUCAGGAAGACAGGGGUUCAGACAGCUACUGACUUUCCUCAUGCCAUAAGGAUACAGUACACAACCAAACCCCAGGGGCGAUCAGUUACGUGGACCUCAGACCAGAGUGGCAGGCCAUGUGUUUAUACUAUGGGAUCGCCCAUAAACAACAGGGCCCUUUUUCCAUGCCAGGAGCCACCCGUUGCCAUGUCAACAUGGCAGGCUACAGUUCGAGCAGCUGCAUCUUUUGUUGUUUUAAUGAGUGGGGAAAAUUCUGCCAAGCCAACACAGCUUCGGGAAGGAUGCUCAAGUUGGCAUUACUACGUAACCAUGCCAAUGCCAGCCUCCACCUUCACAAUUGCAGUAGGAUCCUGGACAGAAGUGAAGCCAGAGAUCUGCUCAUCAAAUGAUCUGGCAACAGAGAGAUCCUUCUCACCUUUCGAGGCUGACUUCAGGUAUGUUGGUGGUUGUGGUCACAUGGAAUACCCCUGCCGCUUCCAGAAUGCUUCUGCCACCACCCAGGAGAUAAUUCCUCAUCGGGUCUUCGCUCCAGUGUGCCUGAAGGGUGCCUGCCAAGAGACCCUUCUGCCGCUGAUCCCUCCUUGCCUCUCAGCAGCACACUCUGUCCUGGGAACACACCCGUUCUCCAGGCUGGAUGUCCUCCUUGUUCCUGCCAACUUUCCGAGUCUGGGGAUGGCCAGCCCACACCUCGUCUUCCUCUCUCAGAGCACCUUGACUGGAAUGAGCCAGUUCUGUGGGACCCGUCUCUGCCAUGAAAUUGCUCACGCCUGGUUUGGCCUGGCUAUCGGGGCCCGAGACUGGACGGAAGAGUGGCUCAGUGAAGGGUUCGCCACUCACUUGGAAGAUGUAUUCUGGGCCAAGGCGCAGCAGCAGCUGGCCCCCCACGAGGCCCAGGAGCAGCGGGAGCUGAGGGCUUGCCUGCGCUGGCGUCGCCUCCAGGACGAGGUGCGGAACUCCCCGGAGGAUAUGCAGGUGUUGAGACCCAAUAAAGAGAAAACUGGCCACGUGAGUGACUCAGGAUCUUCUGUCAUCAAACACGGGCUCAAUCCGGAUAAGGUCUUCAUGCAGGUUCAUUAUUUAAAGGGCUAUUUCCUUCUCCGGUUCCUUGCCAGAAGACUUGGAGAUGACACCUAUUUUUCAUUUUUAAGAAAGUUUGUGCACACAUUUCAUGGGCAGCUGAUUCUUUCCCAGGAUUUCCUUCAAAUGCUGUUGGAGAGCAUCCCAGAAGAAAGAAGGCUUGAGUUGUCUGUUGAAAACAUCUUCCAAGACUGGCUGGAGAGUUCCGGAAUACCACAGCCGCUGCAGAGGGAGCGCCUGGCCGGGGCGGAGUGCGGGCUCGUGCGGCAAGUGAGCGCCGAGGUCGCCAAAUGGGUCCGAGUGAACAGGAGACCCCGAAAACGGAAACGAAAGGAGACAGAAGAAGUCUUGGAAAAGCUUCUUCCAGACCAGCUGGUCUUGCUUCUGGAGCAUCUCUUGGAGCAGAGGACUAUGAAUCCCCGAACUCUGCAAAGACUUGAGAGGACGUACCACCUCUCGGAGCAGGAUGCAGAGGUUCGCCAUCGAUGGUGUGAACUUGUUGUUAAGCACAAAUACACAGAAGCGUACAGAAACGUGGAGAGGUUCCUUCAGGAGGAUCAGGCCAUGGGCAUCUACCUCUACGGGGAGCUGAUGGUGAGUGAGGAUGCCCGGCAGCAGCAUCUCGCCCGCAGGUGCUUCGAGCUGAGCAAGGAGCAGAUGGACAGAUCCUCAGCCGAGGUGGUGGCCGAGAUGUUAUAUUAAAGAGGUGAGUCUCUCUCUUUCCUUUCUCAUUGCUCGGCUCUGAGAUUCCUCUUAGGAGCUAAGUAAGCCAGUAAGCCAGGUGGUGAGCUGAGGGCAGCUUCCCUUAGGGUGCAGGGGCACCUCGUCUGGCCGAGCGGCCACUGGAAAGCCCGUGCCGCCCACCCCGGCGGAACAUUCUUCCUCGGCGCCGUUUUGGCCACUUCCGGUUUUGUUAUUUGUGGGGAGGGAAUUCGCAGGAGAACAUCCUGAGCUGGUUAGAAGGUGCGCUGGAGAGCCUCGUGUAACCGUGAGCCGCGUCUUCAAGGGGAAGGCUGACGCGGGGGUGUGUGGUGGGCUCCCCACACCUUGAGCUGUGAGCAGCCGUGUGAGAACUUGCGGUCCCUCGGGCCGUCCCCGCCUGGUGGGCGAGGCUGGCAGGUCCUUCCUCCCCGGUGUCCUGAAUUUCUCCACAUUGCGUGUCUGCUGGCAGGCGGGCAGGUUACCUCGAGUGGGAGUCCUAAAUAUUUAAACUGCUUCCUCUCUUAAAUGUGCUUGGCACUGACCUGUUACGUUCACGUUUUAGCAGUAUUUAACUGUGGAUUUCUGCAUUCUAAAAGUGAUUUAGCAAUGGUACAUAAAGUUUUGUAAGUAGAACUGUGGGAUUAUAAGUGUUUUGUUUUUUUUUUGGUCUACCGUCAUUUCUCUGACUCUCUGGUUUGCUUUAAGGUUUUACAUGAUAUUAUAGGGUAUGUCUAAUUUUGUGUUUUUUAAAAACAGCAUCAAAUUUCAAGCAUUUUUCAUGUAAUAUAGCUUCUCUAUAAUUUUAAUGGAUAUUUAAUAUUUUAUGUUGAUAUUCUUAACCUAUUGUGGGCUAUUUAGUUUGCUUCUAAUGUUUUGCUCUUAUAAAAACCAUUUCUGUCUAAUAUGUUUAACUGUCCUAUUUAUCUGAAAGAACUCUAAUACUAAAGAGAGAAAGGUUUUCUAAAGUCCGGUUCUGUUCUUCCAGAAGAGUCAAGGAGCCAUGCUGGCCAGGAAAGGAAGUAUUGGGAAUAAUUGCCGCGAUUGUGUAUCUCGUAGCAGAGCAGCCACGUGCAGGCUUCCCCAGAGCUCCCCUGUGGCAGCUUCGGAGCCUGUUCAACGACGGGCCAGUUUAAAACACAGAACAGUUACACAGUUAGGUGUUGCCAACCUCAUAUAGUAAUCAGUAUAAAUCGUAUUUCUCUUCAGAUUUUUAAUUUCACGGAGAGUUUGUGUUUCUUGAAGUGUGUGAAACUACAGUGGUGCAGACUAUGCCUUUGAUGUUCCCUGGGUUCCAAAUUGUGGAGAAACCACCGCGGGCUACACAGCUUUGGCAUUUCUUCAUUGUGAUGUUUUUUGCCCCAAGCAGGCAAAGGAGUAGUCCCGGUCACAAGCCUGCUCUUUUCUCACCGCCCCUCUGUCCCUGCCCUUCUGGAUGAACACAGGGUCAUGUGCACACCCUUUCCCCCUGCUACCCCAGAACAGCUGGUCAGUGCAUUUUUCAUUUCAUCUUCCAAAGCUGCACUGGCAUUUGUAUGGUCAUCUGUGAGUCCUUUGAUUUUUAAAAAUUAUACCCCUAGGACGCCCAGUAAACGAAUAGUGAACAGAAAUAAAACCCAUUUGGUAGUGUAGCAGGCCUGGAGGUGGUGCUGUCACCUUGUGCCCGAGGAAGCUGGUGCGUGCGAUGUGGGCAGCCCUGCGGCGCUGCCCCCAAGUGCCCUGGCUGCUUGGGUUCCUGGCAUGCUGAUUUGUGACUUAAGAUUAAAAUCACAUUGCCAGGGAUUACCACGCAACCACGACCCUGACUGCUCCUGCAGAAGCCAUAGUUACUCUCUCUCUGCAGUUCGGGGAACAGAUACAUCUCAUAGCUCCUCUCUGGAAACAGAAGAAGCCAACAGCCUUGGAAGAUGCUCUCCAGCCCUUUCAUUAUGCCCAGCCGACGACCUCUCUGACGAGGUGCAGAGCUUAGCUGAUUGGUGAACAGUGACUGGUUUCCGCUUUGUUCACAGUGGCUAAGUUCUGCACCUGAAGAGAAGGUGAGAUGGGGACAGUUAAGUUGGAGCUGCCGGGGCAGAGGCCGCUGCUGAGCGGUCAGCUCGGGGACCGAGCACGAUUCUGGAGGAUGAGAGCCUGCCUGGCCCCAACGAUGAUGCACUUUGUCUUGUUACGAAUGCAAGGAACAUACCAAAAGUCCACGGAAAUAUAAAUCCGCUAAUUAGACAUCGGUGUCUGAAAGUUCAAAUGUAUUGAAAGCUGCAAAAUUAUUCUUUUAAAAAUCUGAAACCCAGUGAAUCACGAAAGUCGAGUAAGACCACGUCAGCAGUCGAUGGCGUGUGAGUAGAGCUGGGUACUUUCAAAGGAGACUCCCUGUUGUGAUUUCCGAGCACGGUGAACUCUCUCUUGUAUUUGCAGUCCAGGUUUCUGUGUCUUCUGCAGCCGCCCGCGGGACGAGGCCGAGCAAGCUCCCAGCUGAGGCACUGCUUCUCCGGGCUGUCAAUUGGACCCGCCCUCCGGUGCCUACUGAGCUGAUAUCAGUUCUCAUUUUACACACUGGCUCAGUUCAGCAGGAACAGGAGUCGAGCCCUAGAGCAAAGCCUUCCUGUCUGUGAGUGCCCGGAGGCUCGGGAGCUGGGGCUGCAGCCGCACGAAGACAGGCCCGAGCGUCCGCAGCAGAGCUGACCGGCGGCGGAGGCCCCUGCGUAUGUGCCCUGUGUGUGGGUGUUGCUAGAGCUCUGCUGACAUGACAGGAACGAACUUCCACCCAUUGGCGCCACGCCUGCCACGCAGGCAGUGCAUACCUCUGUCACGGUGUAGGACGGCCCGAAAGCAGUCGGAGUGAGUGCGGGGCUGAAACAGGCUGCCUUUCUAGUAUCUGUCCUGUGAACGGAGCCCAAGUUAUAGCUGCCGGCUUUCACAGCCCUGUGUGAGCAAAGCGAAUGGCACAUGGUGCAGCUGUAAAGCCCCUCUCGGGGCUGUGAGAUGUGCCCUGGCCUCCUCCUGUCCUCCGCUCACGGCCCUCUCUCCAGAGCCGAGAGCAAAGGCACACACAAAGGUACUCGUUUACAAGAAUUCCUCCGUUGUGACUGGGCAGUAAAUUUUAUUGCUGUUUCCUUUGCAGGAAAGAUCACAGUGAGAUUCUUUUUCAUGCAUCUACUCGUAGCCCCGGUGGGACCAGGAUCACAUUGACCCUGGACAUCAAAGGAAGGAUUAUGGGGCUGCUAAAGCCAUCAGCCGACAGCAGUGUGCACACCGUGGGGCGACCUUCCCAGAGGCCGUGGCCCUCACAGUGGAGCCCGUGUCAAAGGCACAUCCUUGUAAACGGUCUCCACAGGGCUGUGUGAUGCCUUUGUGCCCACCCUGGUUGUGCCACCUCAAGAUCCUGAAUCUGAAUUGAGUCUCCCCUGUGAGUUCAAUGCAGUUUUCACACAAAGAUGGAAGAUACCUGAGGCCCGUCGGAAGACCUGCUGAACCUCCUCCAUCCGUCCCUCAGCAUGUGGAUGUUUGUUUCUGUGCUUCCAGAAGGUCAGGGUUUCUGCGUACUGGGACCACCUCUGCGGGAUUACUUUGAUUGAUAGGUCCUGUAUUUAGAUUUUCCAAAAUUUUAGUACCUUUUGGUAGAAGUACAGGAUAACACUCGAAGAUGUAUUAAUAAUAAAAUGUAAUGGAUUCGUUUUUUUUUCUUCCUGUUUGCUUCCUAAUUUAAUACUGUUUUUGAAAAGGAAAAAAAAAAAAACAACGUGGAAGAAGAGGGUAGUCUCCUCCUUCUGGUGUCAUUCUUUUCUCACCUUACUGGUUUUCUCUGUAGUUUUCAAGGUGGUGUUGCUAUUCCUGGGAGGACAGUGGGCCCCCUGCUCCUGAUGGAGGCACCAUCGGGCACCAUGGGGUCUGUGGUGAUGUUGCCUCUUUUCCCACAAAUGUUUGAAGUUAAAAAAAAAAAAAAAAUUAAGCUUCUCAGGACUGUCCAAAGGGAAGGAUGGCUUUAAAACGCUCCAGAAGCCACAGUGGUUGGUGCAGUCACGUGAUGGCGUGAGGCUGAGCAGAGCGGGAGUGAACUGACCCGCCUGCAGGGGCUGCGCUCGCGGGGCCGCGGACCCGCCGGUGGGGGGACGUGCGGCUCCACACAGCCCUUCGUUAGGAGCUCCUGACCUUCAGUGUUACUUAACAGUGACCGUCAUUCCGGAAGGGUUCCUAUGGGUUGGUUCUUUGCUGUUACGUGUGCUCUGCCUAUGGUUGUAUGUGCUUUGUUCACCAUGUUGGUGGAAGAAUAAAAAUUCGGUUUUUAAAUAUGAAGAAAUGUCAGGACGCUGUUCUCUGUGAAGCCUUCGAAUAAAUGACUCUUUCUUCCUC
Molecule: messenger RNA, 7087 nt
Organism: Delphinapterus leucas (beluga whale)
Lineage: Eukaryota; Metazoa; Chordata; Mammalia; Artiodactyla; Monodontidae
Source: RefSeq, a predicted model, not a curated record